AUGGAUUUUCGAAAACCUGUUGCUGAACAGAUUGCUGAUAAUCAUUGUAGUAGGGCGACGAGUUCAGAGUACUACUCGCUGGAGAGUACUGAGAGGUCGCUGAGAAUAGAGAGCUGGACGGGGAUCUGUACUCGUACGGAUCGAGCACCGACGACACACCUCCAGUUGGGGCAGAGCUGGACUGCUCCUGCACAGGAGGAGGUGCCGCCUGGUACUGUUGUUGCGACGGAUAAAACUCAGCCUGUGGAACAUAGUAACCAGCCAUGUUGUAGCCUCCAGAAUAGGACAUGGAGUGCUGGUGGUGGUACUGUUGUUGCGGAACAGAGGAGUUCAGCACAUAUGGCUGAGAGUGAGGCUGGUAGGAAACAUGGCGCUGAUGAUAUUGAGGAAGAACCCCCGCAAAGGACGGUUGAGGAUAAUUUUUUCCCGAUGCAAACAUCUUGA
This is a messenger RNA of Ogataea philodendri, 444 nucleotides long. RefSeq lists its product as uncharacterized. The record is from RefSeq and is a predicted model, not a curated record. Bases 1 to 444 code for a protein of 147 amino acids. NCBI's taxonomy places the organism in Eukaryota, Fungi, Ascomycota, Pichiomycetes, Pichiales, Pichiaceae. The transcript is spliced from 2 exons.